AUGUGUUUUGGAAAAAAACAAUUCACUGUAAAUGUCACCAACGAGGAAGUUGUGGCUGCUGCACUUCCAAUGCAAGAACAUUGGCUGCCACUAUCAAACCUUGAUUUGAUUCUUCCACCUGUUGAUGUUGGUGUGUUCUUUUGUUACAAUAAUAUUGGCACACACCGUAACGUUGUAGGCUGUUUGAAACAUUCCUUAGCUGAGGCUCUUGUUUCUUAUUAUGCCUUUGCUGGUGAAGUUGUUGCUAACUCCAUGGGUGAACCUGAGAUUCUUUGCAAUAAUAGAGGAGUGGAUUUUGUCGAAGCUUUCGCCGAUGUCGAGUUACAAUCUCUUGAUUUGUAUAAUCCAGAUGAAUCCGUUGAAGGGAAGCUUGUUCCAAUUAAGAAAUUCGGUGUCCUUGCUAUUCAGGCUACUUGGAUGAAAUGCGGCGGGUUAGUAGUCGCGUGCACAUUUGAUCAUCGCAUAGCGGACGCCUAUUCCGCAAACAUGUUCCUUGUAUCGUGGGCCGAGAUAGCUCGACCCCACGAUAACAAGUCUUUGAUCCCAACGACGCAACCUUGUUUUCGUCGGUCUCUUUUGACCCCGCGUCGUCCACCUUCAAUCCAUCCUUCACUCUAUGACAUGUAUGUUCCCGUCUCCGAACUACCUCCUCCACCCGAACCCGAGUUUGAAUCCGAACUAACGGACCCAAUAAUAAGUCGGAUAUACUACGUAACAAGUGAAGAGCUCAACAACAUGCAAUCACUAGCCAACUCAAAGAAUAAUAGUAACACUAAGCGCUCAAAACUUGAGUCCUUUUCUGCUUUCCUAUGGAAGAUGGUUGCUGAAGCAGCUUCAACUGAUAAUAAAAACAUUGUUGCAAAAAUGGGACUGGUUGUUGAUGGAAGAAAAAGACUAAGCAAUGGUGACAAAAACAAGGAAGAGAUCAUGAGUUCAUAUUUCGGGAACGUGCUUUCAAUUCCCUACGGUGGUAGAUCAGCAGAAGAGCUAGUUGAAAAGCCGUUAAGUUGGGUGACAAACCAAGUUCAUGACUUUUUGGAGGCGGCGGUGACGGAGGAGCAUUUCCUAGGACUAAUUGAUUGGGUGGAAGAGCACCGACCGGUUCCGGGGUUGGCAAGGAUUUAUUGUGGUGGUACCGGCGGAGAAGAAGGACCGACAUUUGUGGUGUCUUCCGGGCAACGGUUUCCGGAGUCGAAGAUAGACUUUGGAUGGGGGAAGCCAGUGUUUGGAUCUUAUCAUUUUCCUUGGGGUGGUAGUGCAGGAUAUGUUAUGCCAAUGCCUAGUCCUAAAAGGAAUGGUGACUGGUUGAUCUACAUGCAUUUUCCUAAGGGACAUUUGCAAUUCAUGGAAGAUCAUGCUCCUCAUUUCUUUAGACCAGUCUCUUGGGAUUACCUUCUCAAUUGA
Messenger RNA from Lathyrus sativus (Indian pea), 1404 nucleotides. NCBI's taxonomy places the organism in Eukaryota, Viridiplantae, Streptophyta, Magnoliopsida, Fabales, Fabaceae. The record is from the annotation of a GenBank genome assembly.